AAGAGAUAGACCCAAACGCUGGCUACAGUCUGUCAUACAUAGGUUUAUGAAAUGUUUGUUAAUGUAACUUUGUCAUUGACAGUGUGAAAGGAAGCAUCAAUGAUGGCUAUGGCAAGAGCUAUGAAUAUGAUUACAAGGAUGAGGAAUAGGGUUGGUCCUAUUCUUCUACUAUGCUCUCCAGCAACAGCUACUCAUUCACACUCCUUCCAUUCCCUUAACCCAUCUCUCUGUCCUUCAAAAUCACACCUUUUCGCCUUCUCCUCCAUUUUCCUUCGCUCCUUCUCUCACCAUGUUCCAGGUAAUACAAGUGAUGAAGGUGCAGCCACAGAUGGGUGGGAAGAGGAAGAUGAGGCUGAACCUAAGAUCGGUGAUGGGGGUGAUGGUGGUGGAGUUGCCUUGCAAAAUGUUCCUUGGGGUCAGCGAGCUCUCUCUAUUGCUGAGGAGGUGCUUAUGCAGUUCAGUGAGGACAUCAAACUUUUUGCUUUCAAGACUACUCUUCGUGGAUAUGUUUAUGUGAGAUUGGACAAAUUAACUGCUGAAUAUGGCUGUCCAAGCAUGGAAGAGCUUGAAUGCUACAAUCAGAAAUACAAGAAAAGAUUAGAUGAAGUUGGAGCACUUGGAGAGAUACCUGAUGAUUUAGCUCUUGAGGUUUCAUCCCCGGGCGCUGAGAGGAUACUAAAAGUGCCAGAUGAUCUUAGGCGAUUCAAAGACAUGCCUAUGAGAGUCUUAUAUGCUGAAAAUAUAGACUCCAAUUGCCCAGAAAGGGAUGGAGUUUUUUUGUUAGAUUCUAUAGAAAAAGACUCAGAGAUAUGCGUGUGGAAGUUGGCAGACGUUAAAGAGAAUAGAGACCCUCUUAGAAAAGGAAGACCUUUUAGUCGUAAACAGAAGGAUUGGAGAUUAGAACUGCCAUUUAACCUGCAUAGAAUGGUAACUCUGUACAUUGAAUAUUUGUAA
This is a messenger RNA of Abrus precatorius (Indian licorice), 954 nucleotides long. RefSeq lists its product as uncharacterized. The record is from RefSeq and is a predicted model, not a curated record. Lineage: Eukaryota; Viridiplantae; Streptophyta; Magnoliopsida; Fabales; Fabaceae. Gene Ontology annotation, biological process: ribosomal small subunit biogenesis. The coding region runs from base 100 to 954 and encodes 284 amino acids. The transcript is spliced from 5 exons.